AUGUCUAAAAUACCAUCUUGUUUAGGAAUAAUUUCUGGUUUAACGAAAUUCGACAAUGUCUCUUUUGGAAUUAGUACAUUACAGUCAAAUAAUAUGUCGCCAGAAUCAAGAAUUGCAAUUGAAACUACGUUUGAAGCAAUCAUUGAUGCUGGAAUAAAUCYUGCAGAGCUACGCGACAAGAAAAUCAAUGUUUACGGGGUAUUGAGUUUAUAUGAGUCAGAUGUUAAUACUACAAACAUUAAAGAAAAGAAAGAUGGAUAUUUUUUGACUGGUAAUUGCCGUGCUAUGCUAUCAAAUCGGAUUUCAUUUGUUAUGAGUCUAAUUGGAUCAAGCUGUAGUAUUGAUUCAAAUUCCACAUCAAGUGCAGUAGCAAUUCAAAAAGCUUACCAAGCUAUUAAAGCUAGAGAAUGCGAUAAUGCGAUUGUAUGUAGUGGAGCCUUAAGUUUACUUUCUAAAACAUCCUAUCAACUCUCUGAAUUAGGUUUGUUGUCAUCCRACGGGCUAAACAGGUCUUUCGACAAAAAUGCUUCUGGAUUUUUAAGAAGCGARUCAGUAGGAACUAUUUUCUUACAAAGAGCUAAAGAUGCAAAACGAGUAUAUGCUGAGGUCRUUAAUAUUUGUGUUAGUUACACUCCAGCAAUUUCAAGAAAAACUUGUAUAUUUUCUACAGCUGAAUUUCAAGCUCAAAUAAUGAAACAGACAUUGAAACAAUGCA
Polistes dominula (European paper wasp) is the source of this 715-nucleotide messenger RNA. Its product is annotated as fatty acid synthase-like. Gene Ontology annotation, biological process: fatty acid biosynthetic process. NCBI's taxonomy places the organism in Eukaryota, Metazoa, Arthropoda, Insecta, Hymenoptera, Vespidae. Gene Ontology annotation, molecular function: oxidoreductase activity; fatty acid synthase activity. The record is from RefSeq and is a predicted model, not a curated record.